Echinops telfairi (small Madagascar hedgehog) is the source of this 945-nucleotide messenger RNA. Its product is annotated as olfactory receptor 52K1-like. Gene Ontology annotation, cellular component: membrane. The record is from RefSeq and is a predicted model, not a curated record. NCBI's taxonomy places the organism in Eukaryota, Metazoa, Chordata, Mammalia, Afrosoricida, Tenrecidae. The coding region runs from base 1 to 945 and encodes 314 amino acids. The transcript has a single exon. Gene Ontology annotation, molecular function: G protein-coupled receptor activity; olfactory receptor activity. Gene Ontology annotation, biological process: G protein-coupled receptor signaling pathway.
AUGGCCUCGUGCAACAACUCCAUUCCCCAGCCUUUAAUUUUUAUUCUUGCUGGAAUUCCUGGCCUGGAAUCUUCCCAUGGCUGGUUCUCUGUGCCUUUUUUCUUGGUAUUUAUUAUUACAAUCACUGGUAAUGUCACCAUUUUAUAUGUCAUCUGGGAGGAGAAGAGUCUUCAUGAGCCCAUGUUUCUCCUCCUGGCGAUGCUGUCAGUGAUUGACCUGUUCCUGGUCAGUGUCACGGUACCCCGGAUGCUAGCUAUCUUCUGGAUGGAUGCCAAGGAAAUCAACGUUAAUUCCUGCCUCACCCAGAUGUUUUUCAUUCCCUCUUUUUAUGUCAUGGAGUCUGGGAUUCUCUUAGCCAUGGCUUUUGACAGAUUUGUGGCUAUCUGGAACCCUCUGCGAUAUACAACGAUCCUAGAGAAGAACAUGCUUGUGAAGAUGGCCCUGGCUGUUCUGGCAAGGGCAGUGGCAGUGCUGACUCCAGCACCCGUCUUGGCAAAAAGACUGGACAGCUUCCAAACCGAUGUUAUUGCUUACUCCUACUGUGCUUACAUGGCUGUGGUAAAAAUAGCCUGUGGAGACAUUUCUAAUCACAUCGUCUAUGGUAUCAUGGUGAUCGUCUCAUCGGUGGGAUUUGAUCUCUUUUUUAUCAUUCUGUCCUAUGGCAUGAUCCUUGGUGUUGUCUUUCGAAUACCAUCUUGGGAGGCGCGGGGCAAAGCUCUUAGCACAUGUGGCUCUCAUCUCUGCAUCAUUGCCCUCUUUUAUUGUCCUGUUGUCUUCUCUGUCCUGGCACAGAUCUGUGGCUACCACGUGGCUCCUCAUCUGCAAAUCAUUAUUGACAACCUAUACUUCCUGGUGCCUCCCAUGGUCAAUCCCUUAAUUUAUGGGGCUCGGACUAAACAGAUGAGGGAAAGAGUGCUGCGAUUCUUCCACUGUCGUAAAGACUGA